Molecule: messenger RNA, 1640 nt
Organism: Mus pahari (shrew mouse)
Lineage: Eukaryota; Metazoa; Chordata; Mammalia; Rodentia; Muridae
Product: olfactory receptor 10-like
Exons: 1
Coding region: 231-1166 (311 amino acids)
Biological process (GO): G protein-coupled receptor signaling pathway
Cellular component (GO): membrane
Molecular function (GO): G protein-coupled receptor activity; olfactory receptor activity
Source: RefSeq, a predicted model, not a curated record
AGGUUCUGCUGUUCCUGGAAUCCAAGCCAAUUGCAGGGUUUUUAAAACAAGGACUCCUUGUGCCUUCAAACUGUGACACAUAGCAGAGCCAACAUGAGAUAGACCACAAUUAAGGCGAAUAUGCCAGGCUUCAUAUAGUUCUGGGUUACUCUGUGGGCUCAAGUGACUUCAAAGUGCAUGCUCUGAUUGGAAGCAUUGAGCUGUCUUCUGUUUUGUGAGAGUGACCAUCUAUGAGCAGCUUCAACACCACCUUAGAAGGUAGCUUCAUUUUGAUGGGCUUCUCAGACUGGCCUCAUCUGGAACAUAUCUUUUUUGUCUUCAUUUCAGUGUUCUAUUUCCUAACCAUCUUUGGCAACUUCACCAUCAUCACAAUCUCACGAAUGGAUCGUCGACUACAAACACCAAUGUACUUCUUCCUUAACAACCUCUCUUUCUUGGACCUCUGCUACACCACCAGCAUUGUACCUCAGCUUCUUGUAAAUAUUUCUGGAAUUAACAAGACCAUGAGCUAUGCUGGGUGUAUGACCCAGUUCUUCAUAGUGCUUUUAUUGGGUGGAACUGAGUGUAUACUCCUGGUGGUGAUGGUUUUCGACCGCUAUGUCGCUGUGUGUCGUCCACUACAUUACACCAGCAUUAUGCACCCCCUUCUCUGCCAUGCAUUGGCCAUCUCCUCCUGGGUAGGAGGCCUCGUGAACUCUCUGACUCAGACAAGCCUCAUUAUGACCAUACCUCUCUGUGGCCAUCACCUGAACCACUUCUUCUGUGAGAUGCUUGUUCUCCUGAAGCUGGCUUGUGAGGACACAGGAGGGACACAGACCAACUUGUUUGUAGCUGGAGCUGUAAUUUUGGUCUGUCCUGUAGCACUAAUUCUAGGCACCUAUGCACACAUUGCUCAUGCAGUGCUGAAGAACAAGUCCAGAGUUGGGCGCAGAAAGGCUCUGGGGACUUGUGGGUCCCACCUUACUGUGGUUUUUCUUUUUUAUGGCUCAGCUAUGUACACGUAUCUCCAACCUGUCCACGUGUAUUCCGGGAGUGAAGGAAAAUUUGCUGCCCUCUUUUAUACUAUCAUUACUCCAAUGCUGAACCCUCUGAUUUAUACCCUAAGAAACAAGGAUGUGAAGGGGGCUCUGUGCAAGGUGCUAGGGAGAGAUACGAGCACAACAUAGGAAGGGAGCAGAAGUUUAUACGAAUAUUGUCUAAUAUUUCUCAUAUGACAAAACUCAUCUUGCCUAUAGAGACCUAUUAUUCUCCAGAAGAUAUUCCUCAGUAGGCAUCAUGAAUGUACUUCUUACUUAUCUGAAAAUUAGAACUGGUGAUCUAAAACACUUCUAGACCCUAACCAAAUAGGUAUUAAGGGUUUCUUUGUGUCAUAACUUCUCAAAGGAAUGAGUCUGGGAGAGCGAUAUAGCGGUUCUCCAUAGGAGAAUGGACAUGGACUCUAAGUAUAAUUGAGAGCGAGAGAAUGUAGGUGGUUCAUCUGGUGCUGCUUGUAUUCAAAUGUCAAAAUUCUGUAUCCCAAUAUAUGAUGGCUCCAAGAUGAGCAGAUCCUCAUGUAUACCAGCUUUUGUUGUAAACCUUGCCCCCGGGUUAUCCAUGACUGGUUAAUAAAGAUGCCUUCGGCCUGGGGUGGGCAGAAAAGA